Cladophialophora yegresii CBS 114405 is the source of this 636-nucleotide messenger RNA. RefSeq lists its product as uncharacterized. The transcript has a single exon. The record is from RefSeq and is a predicted model, not a curated record. Bases 1 to 636 code for a protein of 211 amino acids. NCBI's taxonomy places the organism in Eukaryota, Fungi, Ascomycota, Eurotiomycetes, Chaetothyriales, Herpotrichiellaceae.
AUGUCUUCGACCACCCGAUCUGACCUCCCCGCCACGGGCUCCACCUACCAACCCACAAAGUCCGAUGCCAUCACCUUCUCGAACAAUAACCCAUUGGGCUCGGGCUCGUCGGGGAGCCAUGAUCACCAGCAGCACCACUACCAGCAGCAACAGCAGUACCAACACCAAGCCACUGGCAUUGACAGUGCCACUCCCACCACAGCUACAACCGGUACAACAGUCCACGACACCGUGACCGCACCCGGAUCGACUACGGCUAUGCGCGGCACAGCAGGCACAGGUAUCUCCGACCAUCCGACCAACUAUGCCGAUGACAGCAUGACCCAUCCGAGUCUGCACGGGACAACAGGCAUUAGUGGUCACCCGACAGACUAUCACGCCGACGAAGCCAACCCGCUCCGAGCGCACCAUCGGCCUUCUAUUGCCAAUGCCACAGACACCGGCCACGGCACCGGUGGGGCUCUCGGUGGCGAUGAGACGAUCCGGCGGCACGGCGUCGCGCAGAACGCGCCGGGCAAGCUGGGCGAUCGGGGCGAGAAUAUCCUGGGCGCCGUCGGGUUUGGGGGCACCCAUGUCGAGAGGCCGAAGGAGGAUCAGGGGAUUGGGGAGAAGAUUGCCGAGUUUUUGGGUGCGUGA